Rhizopus microsporus ATCC 52813 is the source of this 1293-nucleotide messenger RNA. RefSeq names its product putative N-acetylglucosamine-6-phosphate deacetylase. The record is from RefSeq and is a predicted model, not a curated record. The transcript is spliced from 3 exons. Gene Ontology annotation, biological process: N-acetylglucosamine catabolic process. NCBI's taxonomy places the organism in Eukaryota, Fungi, Mucoromycota, Mucoromycetes, Mucorales, Rhizopodaceae. Bases 1 to 1293 code for a protein of 430 amino acids. Gene Ontology annotation, molecular function: N-acetylglucosamine-6-phosphate deacetylase activity.
AUGGCUUCUGAUAAAAUUUACAAAAUUGUUAACGCAAGAAUCCUUUUAAAUCAUGAAAUCGUUACUGAUUCUUAUCUUUGGUAUCAAAAUGGAAAAAUCAUUCAUCCCCAAAAUCUAUUCUUUUCUGCUCGUCGGGAUGCUGAUGAAAUUAUUGACGCUCAGGGUUUACUUGUUGUACCAGGAUUUAUUGAUACCCAAAUCAAUGGUGCUUAUGGAAUAGACUUUGCUGAUCAUGAUGAACCUGUUGAAGUGAUAGAACAAAAUAUUAGUAAAGUAGCUAAAGGGCUUUUGAAGUAUGGUUGUACUGCUUUUUGUCCUACUGUGGUUAGUUCAUGUCCUGAAGUAUAUGAAAAGGUCUUGCCUUUACUCAACAAUCGUCCGGGAAGUGCUUCUGCAGGUGCAACUAUUCUUGGUGCUCAUGUCGAGGGUCCAUUCAUAUCUUAUGAAAAAAAGGGCGCACAUAAUCCUGGAGUCUUUAAAGAUGCCAAACGUGGAAUUGAAGACCUUGAUGAAGCCUAUGGAUCUCAACUGAAGAAAGGAAGUGAUGCAGUCAGAAUAAUUACCUUGGCUCCAGAGAUUGAAGGUAUCUGUAAUGCAAUUCCUGACUUGGUGAAAAGAAACAUUGUCGUUUCUAUGGGACACUCUGCUUGUAAGAUUGCCCAAGCAGAAGAAGCGGUAACUAAAGGCGCCAGCAGCAUCACCCAUUUGUUUAAUGCAAUGCAAGCAUUUCAUCACCGUGAUCCUGGUCUGAUCGGUGUAUUAGGUGCAGCUGACUUACCCAUUCCCGCCACUAGCUCUCGCCAUCCUGAAGCAUCUGGAACAUCCCCUGACAGACAACAACCUGAUCCUCGUCCUUUCUACGGUCUUAUCUGCGACGGUGUUCACGUCCAUCCAAACUCUAUCCGUAUUGCUUACUAUUCUCAUCCUACAGGUGCUGUGUUGGUUACAGAUACACUGUCAGCCAUGGGACUUCCCAAGGGUGUCUAUAUCCUCGGAGGCAGUGAAGUUGAAGUAGAUGAGAAGGGUGGAGCCUAUAUCAAGGGCACUAGAACUUUGGCUGGUAGCACAAUUACCAUUGACCAGUGCAUUCGAAACUUUAGAAAAUUCACGAACUGUAGCAUAGUAGAGGCUGUAGAAGCUGCUACACUUCAUCCUGCUCGUAUGCUGGGCAUUGAUAAUCAAAAAGGUACCCUGAACGUUGGUGCUGAUGCCGACUUUGUAUUUCUAGAUGACUCUAAUGAUGAUAUCCAAGUGAAACGUGUGUUUAUUGCUGGUGAAGAAGUUGAGUUAUAA